Molecule: messenger RNA, 1471 nt
Organism: Schistosoma bovis
Lineage: Eukaryota; Metazoa; Platyhelminthes; Trematoda; Strigeidida; Schistosomatidae
Source: the annotation of a GenBank genome assembly
GCUACGAAGCCGCUUUAUUUGAGAUUCACGUUGCGGAUAUGGGUGUGUCGUUCCUGUAUCGUUCAAAAACCCAACGGUUCUUUAAAUGCUGUGUUUAUGCACUAGGUGCUUCUGCCUUCUUGGUUGGAGGUCGAUGGGCCCUUGCUGACACCAACAUUGUGGGCCUAAGUAAUAAAUGCUUCUCCGUUUCCUGCGCUAGCGUACCAUUUGUUACCAAGUUUCCUGAAAUAAAUCUAAAUAACUGGAUGUGCUUGCCUGUUUCUGCAGUCGACAAGUUACAGUCAGGUGAUGAAUGUUAUCGCUCAAAAAUGGAAGUGUUGUGCAUGGAACUCCAAGGUCGCUUGUGUAAGGAAGUUGAAAAGAUUGAUGGGAAAGCCAAAUUCAAAGUGGACAAAUGGGAACGUCGUGCUGGUGGUGGCGGAAUUUCAUGUGUUCUAGAGAAUGGUGAUGUUUUUGAAAAGGCUGGUGUAAACAUCAGUGUGAUAAGUGGGAACCUUAGCGCUCAAGCUGUGAAAGAAAUGCGUGCAAGACAUAAUGAAAUUGAUCCUAAUAAAGAGUGCAAAUUUUUCGCUUGUGGUAUCAGUUCAGUUAUUCAUCCACUUAAUCCAUAUGUCCCUACAACACACUUUAAUUUUCGUUACUUCGAAGUUGAUUUGGGUAACAAUCGUAAAUGUUGGUGGUAUGGCGGCGGAGCAGAUUUAACUCCAUACUACUUAUUUAAUGAAGAUGCUAAACACUUUCAUGAGCAAUUAAAAUUGGCUUGUGAUCAACAUAACGAAUCUUUUUAUCCACGUUUUAAAAAAUGGUGUGAUGAUUAUUUCUAUCUGACACAUCGAGGUGAGACACGUGGUGUUGGUGGAAUAUUUUUCGACGAUUUAGAUGGUACCUCACAAGAAAAAGUAUUCAGUUUUGUAAAAUCGUGUGCUGAAGCAAUCAUUCCAGCUUAUCUACCGAUUGUUGAAAAACGAAAGCAUUUAAAGUAUACUAACAAAGAACGUGAAUGGCAGUUGGUAAGACGUGGACGUUAUGUUGAAUUCAAUUUAAUCUAUGAUCGUGGUACUAAAUUUGGUCUAGCCACUCCAGAAGCUCGUAUUGAAAGUAUUUUAAUGUCUUUACCACGUUAUGCUCAAUGGAACUAUUGUUAUGACAAUUCACAGGAUCCACGUAAUCAAUCACUCAUUGAGGUGCUUAAAAAUCCUAAAGAAUGGGUUUAAACAUGAUAAUGUAAAUUCUUUUCUUUUCAAUAUUCAUUACACUGUUGUAUAAAGUUUUACUUCUUACAAUUUUAUCUCUUUAUUCUACCUCUAUAUUUAUUCAUGUAUAUCAUUAAUUAGUUUAUUAUAUUGUAUUGUGAUAUGUACUUAUGAAUGCUGAAUACAUCAAUAGGUGUCUGUCUAUUAUUUUCAUGUUGGUUUAGUAGUCGAUUGGAUCCAACUUAUUGUACAAUUUUCACAGAUUGAAAUCAUGAGUC